Molecule: messenger RNA, 4449 nt
Organism: Sinocyclocheilus grahami
Lineage: Eukaryota; Metazoa; Chordata; Actinopteri; Cypriniformes; Cyprinidae
Product: peripheral plasma membrane protein CASK-like
Exons: 27
Coding region: 622-3594 (990 amino acids)
Biological process (GO): protein phosphorylation
Molecular function (GO): ATP binding; protein kinase activity; protein binding
Source: RefSeq, a predicted model, not a curated record
CGAAGGCGCGCCCUUCCGCCGACAUCUUGGCUCAAGCGGUCCGAUGAGCCUCAGCGGAAACAUCCGGGGAAUCGCGCGCACCUCGGCGGCCAUUGCGGCUCGGCGUGCGGCAGCUUCAUAACCUUGAGAGGGCGGAGCGUCAGCGCGCUGGACGGGAGCAGCAGCGGAGCGGGAGGAGAGACGCCGAGGCGACGGAGAGCUGCAGAAACCGUUACACGGCAGCGCUGCUGUACCUCACCGCUCUAACGGGAGAUCAGGGCGUGUACCGGCGCGUCUAACGGACAAUGAUGAGCGCGGUCGGACGGGAACCCGAGCGGCGGCGGCGGCGUUGAGCGCGUUUUUGAUGUCUGAGGCGGAUCGGCGGGAUCUCUAGCGUUUGGGCGCACCAGCGCGUUUUUUUUCUCGGUUGCUCGCGUCACAUUGACAUUUAUUAUUUGAAGCGGCAGAAUCCCGGAGCGUUGAUUUUCCCUGACAUCAUCAUCAUCAUCAUCAUCAUCGUCGUCGUCGUCGCUCGGUGUGAACGGACAGCUUCGGUGGUCGUCGACGGGAAUCCGGGGGAUUGACAGGAUCCCGGUGUCGCCGCUCGGAUCUGUCGGCGGGAGUAACGGUAACGGUAACGCUAUGGCUGACGACGACGUGCUGUUCGAGGAUGUGUACGAGCUCUGCGAGGUGAUCGGGAAGGGUCCGUUCAGUGUGGUGCGAAGAUGCAUCAACAGAGACACUGGACAGCAGUUCGCUGUGAAGAUUGUAGAUGUGGCCAGUUUCACCUCCAGCCCUGGACUCAGUACAGAGGAUCUGAAGCGGGAGGCGAGUAUCUGUCACAUGCUCAAACAUCCUCACAUCGUGGAGCUGCUGGAGACCUACAGCUCCGACGGGAUGCUUUACAUGGUCUUUGAGUUUAUGGAUGGAGCCGAUCUGUGCUUCGAGAUCGUGAAGAGAGCUGAUGCUGGCUUUGUCUACAGCGAGGCGGUGGCCAGUCACUACAUGCGGCAGAUACUUGAAGCUCUGCGCUACUGCCACGAUAACAACGUCAUACACAGAGACGUCAAGCCUCACUGUGUGCUGCUGGCCUCGAAGGAGAACUCUGCUCCUGUUAAACUGGGCGGCUUCGGCGUGGCGAUUCAGCUGGGCGAGUCAGGGCUGGUGGCUGGAGGUCGGGUAGGGACCCCUCACUUCAUGGCUCCUGAAGUGGUCAAGCGAGAGCCGUACGGGAAGCCGGUGGAUGUUUGGGGUUGCGGGGUCAUUCUCUUCAUCCUGUUGAGCGGCUGUUUGCCUUUUUACGGCACCAAGGAGCGUCUGUUUGAAGCCAUUGUGAAAGGAAAGUACAAGAUGAACCCGCGGCAGUGGAGUCAGAUCUCUGAGAGCGCUAAAGACCUGGUGCGACGCAUGCUAAUGCUGGACCCGGCCGAGAGAAUCACCGUCUAUGAGGCGCUCAACCAUCCCUGGCUCAAGGAGAGAGAUCGCUACUCGUACAAGAUCCACCUGCCCGAGACGGUGGAGCAGCUGAGGAAGUUCAACUCUCGGAGGAAACUGAAGGGCGCCGUCCUCGCUGCCGUCUCGAGUCACAAGUUCAACUCGUUCUACGGCGACCCUCCUGAAGACCUCCACGAUUUCUCAGAGGACCCCACGUCUUCAGGUACGUCCCCCGCGGGGGAAACGACCUCGUGGAGCUCCGUCCAGUCAUUUCUGGAUCUCAGCUGGUUUAUCAGUCACUCUGAAAGUCUAGUGAAGUUUGAGGAGCCUCGCGGUGACCUCUGCAGACCUCAGAUCUCAUAUCUCGCUGCGCUGAGAAAACAGUUCAGUGUUGAACGCCAUCAGAAGCUCUUUGUGUUUAUAAAAACUGCAGGCGCCGUCCUCGCUGCCGUCUCGAGUCACAAGUUCAACUCGUUCUACGGCGACCCUCCUGAAGACCUCCACGAUUUCUCAGAGGACCCCACGUCUUCAGGAACUGAACUGUGUGUGUUUCAGCUCUACGAUAAGAUUAACACCCGCUCAUCGCCCCAGAUCAGGAAUCCGGCCAGCGAUGCCGUGCAGAGAGCCAAAGAGGUGUUGGAUACGCUCUCCUGUUAUCCUGAGAACAUGGAGGCAAAAGAGCUGAAGAGAAUCCUGACACAGCCGCAUUUCAUGGCGCUGCUGCAGACGCACGAUGUUGUGGCUCAUGAGGUUUACAGCGACGAGGCGCUGCGAGUGACACCUCCACCCACGUCCCCUUACCUCAACGGAGACUCGCCCGAGAGCGUCAACGGAGACGUGGACCUGGAGAACGUCACGCGUGUGCGUCUGGUGCAGUUCCAGAAGAACACGGACGAGCCCAUGGGCAUCACUCUGAAGAUGAACGAACUGAACCACUGCAUCGUGGCUAGAAUCAUGCACGGCGGGAUGAUCCACAGACAGGGGACGCUGCACAUUGGAGACGAGAUUCGUGAAAUCAACGGCAUCAGUGUCGCCAAUCAGACGGUGGAGCAGCUCCAGAAGAUGCUGCGGGAGAUGCGAGGCAGCAUCACCUUCAAAAUUGUGCCCAGUUACCGCAGUCAGUCUCUGUCCUGUGAUAAAGAUUCCCCUGAUCUGCCCAGACAGUCUCCUGCGAACGGCCACUCCAGCGUCACCAGCUCCAUCUUAGAUCUGCCAUCAACUAUCCAGCCCAAAGGAAGACAGAUUUACGUUCGAGCGCAGUUCGAGUACGAUCCCGCUAAAGAUGACCUGAUUCCCUGUAAAGAGGCUGGCGUUCGUUUCCGGGUGGGUGACAUCAUCCAGAUCAUCAGUAAGGAUGAUCAUAACUGGUGGCAGGGCAAACUGGAGAACACCAAGAACGGCACGGCGGGCCUCAUUCCCUCGCCGGAGCUGCAGGAGUGGCGUGUGGCGUGUAUAGCGAUGGAGAAGACCAAGCAGGAGCAGCAGGCCAGCUGUACAUGGUUCAGCAAGAAGAAGAAACAGUAUAAAGACAAAUACUUAGCCAAACACAACGCAGUCUUCGACCAACUAGAUCUGGUGACGUAUGAAGAGGUGGUGAAGCUGCAGGCGUUCAAGAGGAAAACGCUGGUGCUGCUGGGAGCUCACGGCGUCGGCCGAAGACACAUCAAGAACACUCUCAUCGCAAAACAUCCCGACAGAUUCGCGUAUCCCAUCCCACACACCACCAGACCUCCGAAGAAGGACGAGGAGAACGGCAAGAACUACUUCUUCAUGUCACAUGACCAGAUGAUGCUGGACAUCUCCAACAACGAUUAUCUGGAGUACGGCAGCCACGAGGACGCCAUGUACGGCACGCGCCUCGAGACCAUCCGCCAGAUCCACGAGCAGGGCAUGGUGGUCGUUCUCGUUGUGUGUUCUCAGGCGCUGAAGGUUCUGCGGACAGCUGAGUUUGCACCGUAUGUCAUCUUCAUCGCAGCACCGACUAUCACUCCUGCGAUGAACGAGGACGAGUCUCUCCAGCGGCUGCAGAAGGAGUCGGAGGCGCUGCAGCACUCUUACACGCAUUACUUCGACCAGACGAUCAUCAAUAACGAGAUCGACGACACUAUCCGCCUGCUGGAGGAGGCCAUCGAUCUGGUGUCUAGCACUGCGCAGUGGGUGCCGGUGUCCUGGGUGUACUAGCCAUCUCUCUCACACACACACACACACACACACACACACACACACACACGGACUUUACAGCCCAGCCACUACCAGUGCGUAGCGUUGUAUAUAUCUAUAAAUAUAUAAAUAUCUAUAAAUAUGAAUAUAUAAUUCAUAGAUAUGGUCCUGUACUAAUAACAAAUGGGGUUGAUGACAUUUUAUACGGUUUUCUUUUUAAACGUACGAGACGGCGUCUCAGAGCAAUGAUGAGCACAGUCAGUGGAGGGGGAGGAGCCAGCACCCCAUCAGCCCCACCCUGUGGGCGUGGCUAUGUGACUCCGCCCACUGGCCUGCAGUAUAUAAGCACAGCUGACCCUCUCUCUCUCUCUCACACACACACAUGAGCACCGUUUGCAUACACCCCUCUGUUUACAGAUGUAGGUUUGCACAAAGGGCAGCGGAGCCCAGCGCUCUUCCUCGGGCUGCUCCUCCUCUUCCUCUAGAUGUGUGUUGAGAUCCACCUCCGAGCCUCAUGCCCCGUGUAGUGACGUGUUUGUAAAUUGUCCUGGAUUUGAUUUCUUGUGCGGAACGAGGAGGAAAAUAUCCAUUCCUAGAUCGACCAUUUCAGAAAAUGUGCUGUCUUAAGAGUAUUAUUGUUUUACGCCGAGAAAACCGAGAGGAUUUAAUUGUGUGUAAAUGUUUCAAUGGUCUGUACAUUUGCGGUUGAAAUGAAGUAGUGUGUGCAUAAACAACUCGCCGGACUGUGAACUCUUCAUUUCAUAUCGCCCUGUGUAAAUUCCUCUGCAAAUGACAAAACUGCUCUUCGGUAUGUCUGUUUGUUUUUUUAAUCUGUUUCCUUUCAUGUGUUGAAAUAGUAAAUUGCUUUUGAAAUCA